AGCGGGAGCCGAAGGGGUGUGUCUGAAGCGGGGGCCGCUAAGUCCUAGAAGGUGGCAAUUUUCCUGGGCCGGCGGCGCGCGGCGCAGGUGGAGAGGCCGGCUGGCCCGGACUUCGGCCUCGGGCUUCGGGAAAUGGCGGCUGGGGGCAGAAUGGAGGACGGCUCCUUGGAUCUCACCCAAAGUAUUGAAGAUGACCCCCUUCUGGACACCCAGCAUCUCCCACAUCAUUCAUUACAUGCUCAUUUUAGACCCAGAUUCCAUCCUCUUCCUACGGUCAUCAUAGCAAAUCUGCUCUUGUUAAUACAUGUUGUGUUUGUCAUUUUGGCGUUUUUAACAGGUGUACUUUGUUCUUACCCUAAUCCAAUUGAGGACAAGUGCCCAGGAAACUAUACCAACCCAUUGAAAGUUCAGACAGUCAUAAUCCUUGGGAAAGUUAUUUUGUGGAUUCUGCACUUCCUUCUUGAGCGCUACAUCCAGUAUCACCACAACAAAGUAAGAAACCGAGGCUAUAACAUGAUCUACCUGUCGACAAGACAUCUUAAAGGACUUGCCCUGAUGAUCCACUCCACUGGCAACACGGCUCUUCUCCUCGUGCUGUGCGUGCAGCACUCCUUCCCGGAGCCCAGCAGGUUGUAUCCUGACCUCAUCCUGGCCAUCCUGGCCCUGGAACUCAUCUGCUCCCUGACAUGUCUGCUUACUUACACAGUGAAAAUUCGGAACUUUAAUAAAGCCAAGCCACAGCCCGAUGUACUUGAAGAAGAAAAAAUCUAUGCUUACCCCAGCAAUAUAACCUCGGAGACUGGAUUCAGGACUAUUUCAAGCCUAGAAGACAUCGUUGAAAAGCAAGGAGACAUAAUAGCGUACCUGAAGCGACACAAUGCCCUGUUGAGUAAACGGUUGUUGACUUUCACUUCCUCCGAGCUAGACUCUCCACCUAGUAGAAUGUGAGAGACUCAAGGCCAAGACAGCAGGUGCAGAGGACUCCAGAGUAACCCUCCUUGGGAGCUUCCUGGGUAUAAUCUGAAACUGGCCCCACAUAGAGGACAGAGAGCAACCAGAGAGAGAGGCAGAGCACUCCAGAUUGGCAAGUAGGAGGUUUAAUGAACAAGGGAACUUGUGUACAAGGCUUGUCUUGAGAGGCAGGCUGUCAGGUAAACAGAUCUCUGCAUCCACCCACCAGAAUCUUAAGUUUAUAAAGAGGCCUUAAUUGGCCUCAUAUACCAUCCGGAGGUCUCAACAGCACGUUAUUCUCCCAAAGCUGUGUCCUCGGAACAGCUCCCACCAUGAGACGGUGGGCAGAACGUCUAUUCCAAGGACAGGGGAGGGGUGAGCAGCCUCCGAUUGUCCAAGUUUAGCUAAUGGGUCAGUUGGCAGUCAUGUCCAACAGCCUUCAGCUAUUUUCCUUUUCAAAAGGAAAACACCAGUGAUAGACGAUUCUUAUUUAAAUUCAU
Herpailurus yagouaroundi (jaguarundi) is the source of this 1451-nucleotide messenger RNA. RefSeq names its product transmembrane protein 192 (gene TMEM192). The record is from RefSeq and is a predicted model, not a curated record. NCBI's taxonomy places the organism in Eukaryota, Metazoa, Chordata, Mammalia, Carnivora, Felidae. Bases 133 to 948 code for a protein of 271 amino acids. Gene Ontology annotation, cellular component: lysosomal membrane; late endosome. The transcript has 7 exons.